Messenger RNA from Miscanthus lutarioriparius, 183 nucleotides. Lineage: Eukaryota; Viridiplantae; Streptophyta; Magnoliopsida; Poales; Poaceae. The record is from the annotation of a GenBank genome assembly.
AUGGCGGAGACUGGCACAAGCCGCCCGCCCGCCUCUGGCACCGACGCCGGCGACUUCCCGGAGCUCCUAGGUUUCUGCGCGCGCGCGGAGGCCCUCAUCGCUGAGCUGCUCCUGCUCUCCGACCGCGCACCUCCGCUGUUCGCAGACCGCCGCUUCGACCCCGUCCUCUUCGACUUCCGGUGA